Messenger RNA from Quercus robur (English oak), 543 nucleotides. Its product is annotated as pectinesterase inhibitor-like. Lineage: Eukaryota; Viridiplantae; Streptophyta; Magnoliopsida; Fagales; Fagaceae. The coding region runs from base 1 to 543 and encodes 180 amino acids. The record is from RefSeq and is a predicted model, not a curated record. Gene Ontology annotation, molecular function: enzyme inhibitor activity. The transcript has a single exon.
AUGGACUUCCAAGGUCAUGUUCUAGUAGUAACUUUAACCUUUUACUUUUACUUACUCUUCUUGUUUUUCCAUUCUCCGUUACAAACAAAUGCAUCAUCAUCAUCAUCAACUAAAUUAAUUGAAAGUGUUUGCAAGAAUACUAUAGACAAUGCCAACUGCUUAAAAGCUUUGGAAUCUGAUCCUCGAGCUGUAAAGGCAUCCCGGUUGAAAGAUCUUGCUAAGAUUGCUCUUGAAUUAGCUGUAGCCAAUGCUACAGAAAGCAAAGCUUAUAUUGAUGCAUUGCUCACCAAAAACCACACUGAACCCAUUAAACAAUGCUCUUUUUGGUUCGAAGCAGUGGUUGGAUCAUUCCGAAGUGCACUUCGAGAAUUAGACGAGGAUGUUUUGAGUGCUAACUAUGACUCCAAAAUCGCUGGUGACGAUGCUGAUAGUUGUGAGAAUGCCUUGGCUUUGGGAAAGGUUCAAAUUCCAUCCAUUUCGACUAGAAACAAUUACGCCAAGUUAUAUAGUAGCAUUGCGUUUGUGAUUACAAAUCUGCUUUGA